AUGGGAGCCACGGGCGGCCCCACACGGCCACCCCGGGAGGCCGCGGGCGAGAUGCGGGCCACGCGGCGGAGUUUCCGCGAGCACGCGGGGGCGUCGCUCGACAGCCUCAACCCGGGGCACCUGGUGGCCCUGGACGACAUCGGGAUUGAGCGCCUGAUCGGCGUCAUCUGCCUCGUGGAGGAGAAGGCGCCCCGGCCCGCCUUCCUGGCCAAGAUGGUCUCCCUGCCGAGGCAGGGGGGCUCGGUGCGGCCGAUCGCGCUCGUCGCCGCGCUGGCUCGCAUCCCUGCCCGGUUGAGGCGGCCGUUGGCCCGCGCGUUGGAGAAGACCAGCGAGCGGCCGUGCCGGCGGGCCACGUCGGCGCGAUCGCGCGAGCGUGCGGCGCGGCAACAGGCCAAGUGGGCAGCAGGGCGACAGGGGGCAUGUCCGCUCAAGGAGUGGGGGGCCGCCACGCUGCUCCUCGGCCUCUGGAAGGCGCGCGAGCAGGACCACCAGCCGGACGUCGACAGCUUCCAGAGCUGCCGGUCCGUCGCCCGCCAGGAGACAUCGGGAUCCACCGCCACCGCCCUGGAGGACACGGCGAUGCUGCCGCGGCCAGCCGAAGAGCGUCGGCCCGAGAGCGAGGACGUGUCGCAGGCAUCUCGCGUCCAAGGCAUCUUCCGGGCCGUCAGCUUCCUGGGCGCCGCGGCGUGGAUUGCCCUCAAGCACCGCCUCACUCCUGCGCGAGGGCGGGAAGAGCAGGAGAUCAAUCGGCACUCGGCCGAACAGGCCCUGGACCUCGUCAAGUCGAUGAAGGGGUACUACAUCAAGGCGGCGCAGACCCUCUGCGGCGCCGGCCAGUUCCCGGCAGAGUUCGACGAGAAGUUCGGCGAGCUGCUAGACCAGUGCCCGAGGGAGCCCUACGAGGUGAUCCGGCCCAUCGUGGAGCACGAGCUCGGCUGCGACAUCGGCAGCGUCUUCACCGACUUUUCCGAGGAAGCCGUGGCCGCCGCCUCCAUUGGCCAGGUCCACUUUGCGAGGCUGCUGGACGGCACCCCGGUCGCCGUGAAGGUGCAGUACCCGGAAGUGGAACGCUUCUUCAAGACGGACAUCGGGGCCGUCUCGUUUGCGAUGCAGGUUUUAGGCAUGGGCUCGAAGGUGAGAGAAGUUUUCAAAACGAUGGAGGAGCAGUUCCAGCUGGAGUUCGAUUACAGGAAAGAGGCAGCUGUGAUGCGCGAGGUGGCGGAAAACAUCAUGCCGCACUACGGUGACAAGGUGAAGAUCCCGCUGCCGAUAGACGGUGAGCACCCGCGGUGCCCCCCCGCGGUGUCGUCGAGGACCCUCUGCACGCGGAAGGUCCUGACGAUGGAGCGCGUGGUCGGGGUGCCCAUCAGGCAGCACGUGCUCCCCCUCUUGGAGAUGUUCGCCGAGAAGCACAAGAUGUCCGUCGACGACCUGCAGACGAUGUUGAAGCAGCAGGACCCGUCCAAGAUCGACAUGAGCAAUCCGGCAGUGCGCGAGGCCAUGGGCAUGAAAGAGGUCAGCGAAUGCAAGAGCGGGCUCUUCAUCUUCUCGAUGAAGGUGCGGAACCUGACCGCCAGGCUGGUGGGCGGCUGCGCCGGAGGCUGCCGCUGCUCGCCCCCGACCUGGACAACCAGGAAGAUGUUCGUGCCGCUGAACGGCCCGCGGAUUGCCAAGCUGCUGUACGACGUGCACGGCCACGAGAUUUUUCACAACGGGUUAUUCAACUCCGACCCGCACGCUGGCAACGUUAUGAUGCUGGAGGAUGGGCGCCUAGGGCUCAUCGACUACGGUGCCGUGAUGAGACUAGACGAGGAGCUGCGAACCAACAUCGCUCGGCUGAUCGUCGCCAUAGCCGACGAUGACGACGAUGCCGUCGCGCCCUCGAUGCACGCGUGCGGCUUCCGCAGCAGGAACCAGGACCCGAGGCUGGCCCUGCUGCUGGCCCACAUGUUCUUCAACCGCGGCCCGUGGCCGGCCGACAUGAACCGGCUGGCUCCCAAGGUCGGCAUGCCACAGGACGCCGACAUCCUGACACUGGACAGGUACACAAGGGGAGGGAAGCUGGACGAAAUCGUCGAGUUUCCAGGGCACAUGGUCAUGCUGCAGCGAUGCUGCAUGGUCCUGUCCGGGAUCGGGAUGGAGCUGGGCGCUGGGAGGCUCUCCUCCGCGGGCAUGUUCAGGGCUCAGGCGAAGCGCUGGCUGGGCAGGCGGUGACCCGCGGCGGACCGGGCGUGCCCACAUCCCAUGGGGCGCUCCGCGCGCGGUCGCGCCCGGGGCCCUGCCGCGUGCACGCUCGAGGGGCGCCCGGCUCACGGCUCGGGGAUCGAAUCAUGACGUGAACAUUCUGCACGAACGAGAUGGGCACGGAAAGAAUGGUGUAGAUUCGGGCAAAACGCUGGCAGGACAGAAGUUGACCAGCGAAGGGAAAAGGUACCCGAGCG
This is a messenger RNA of Prorocentrum cordatum, 2441 nucleotides long. NCBI's taxonomy places the organism in Eukaryota, Dinophyceae, Prorocentrales, Prorocentraceae. The record is from the annotation of a GenBank genome assembly.